This is a messenger RNA of Musca domestica (house fly), 366 nucleotides long. RefSeq names its product small ribosomal subunit protein uS9m-like. Gene Ontology annotation, biological process: translation. Lineage: Eukaryota; Metazoa; Arthropoda; Insecta; Diptera; Muscidae. The transcript has 3 exons. The coding region runs from base 16 to 288 and encodes 90 amino acids. Gene Ontology annotation, cellular component: mitochondrial small ribosomal subunit; ribosome. The record is from RefSeq and is a predicted model, not a curated record. Gene Ontology annotation, molecular function: RNA binding; structural constituent of ribosome.
AGGAAAUUAAUUGAAAUGAGGAGCUAUUUUUAUGUUCUAUUCCCAUUGAUCUUUACCGACAUGCUGGGCAAAUGUGACAUCGAAGCCAAUGUGGAAGGUGGUGGCAGCUCGGGUCAAGCGGGUGCCAUACGCUGGGGCAUUGCCAUGUGCUUGCGUAGCUUUGUUGAUCAGGAAACGAUUGAAUCGAUGCGUCUAGCCGGUCUUUUGACACGUGAUUAUCGCAGACGUGAACGCAAGAAGUUCGGCCAGGAAGGUGCCCGCCGCAAAUACACAUGGAAGAAACGUUAAUUGUAUUACUUUUUUAAAUGUGUUUUUGUUAACAAAUAAUAAAAUUUACAUUUGGUUUAAGGGUUUCAAACCCAAUAA